GAAAACACCAGCGCACCCUUGUGGCAGGCCUACAGACGAAGCAAGGAAGUGAAACACCCAUGUCGACGUUACAGGAUUUGUGCGCUGGGUUACCCACAGAUCCACUGCCUCCGCCACCGAGUCGAGACGAAUCCGUGGUCCACGCACCUGUACGCACCCCGCAUCUUACAACUGCAGAACAGAGGCUAGCUCUUGAGAAUGCACUACGCUAUUUUCCCUCCACGUUACAUGAUGUACUGGCCCCAGAGUUUGCAGAAGAACUUCGCUUGUAUGGCCACAUUUACAUGUACAGAUUCAGACCCAGCUUGGAGAUGAGGGCAUAUCCAAUAUGCGAGUACCCGGCCAAGUGUGUGCAUGCUGCAGCAUUGAUGCAUAUGAUAAUGAACAACCUUGACCCCCAUGUUGCACAGUACCCACAUGAACUUGUCACGUAUGGCGGCAAUGGACAGGCAUUCUCAAAUUGGGCACAGUUCCGUCUGGUCAUGAGCUACUUGUCUGAGAUGACAGAUGAACAGACUCUGGUGCUGUAUUCAGGACAUCCUAUGGGACUUUUCCCCAGCAAGAGAGAUGCACCACGUGCUGUCAUCACCAAUGGAAUGGUAAUUCCAAAUUAUUCCUCCAGGGACAUGUAUGAAAAACUUUUUGCAAUGGGUGUUACAAUGUAUGGUCAGAUGACAGCAGGUAGCUUUUGUUACAUUGGACCACAAGGCAUUGUUCAUGGCACUACACUGACAAUCUUGAAUGCAGCACGGAAGCAUCUUGGUUCAAGUGAUCUUCAUGGAAAGGUGUUUGUCACUUCAGGACUAGGAGGAAUGAGUGGGGCCCAAGCCAAGGCAGCUGUCAUUUGUGGAUGUGUUGGAGUUGUGGCAGAGGUUUGUGGUGAAGCUCUUCACAAAAGGCACAAACAGGGCUGGGUAAUGCAAGUGACGACUGACCUUGACGAAUGUGUGGCCAUCAUUAGGGAGUACCGCACCAAGAAACAGCCUCUCAGUCUGGCGUACCAUGGAAAUGUUGUCCAUCUUUGGGAAAAACUUGCGGAAGAUUACAAAAGGACAGGUGAAAAACUGAUUGAUAUGGGAUCGGAUCAGACGUCCUGUCACAACCCAUUUCAAGGUGGAUAUUACCCAGUGCAGGUGAGCUAUGAAGAAGCAAGACGUCUUAUGCAUGAGAAGCCAGCAGAGUUUAAAAUAUUGGUACAAGAAAGUCUACGAAGACAGAUAAAAGCCAUAAACGAAUUAGCUGAUAAUGGGAUGUUUUUCUGGGAUUAUGGGAAUGCCUUUCUGUUGGAGUGCAGCAGAGCUGGAGCUGAUGUCACACUGGAAAGUGGACUGUAUGGUACAAAGUUCCGCUACCCAUCUUAUGUACAGGAUAUCAUGGGCGAUAUUUUCUCCCUUGGCUUUGGGCCUUUCAGGUGGGUGUGCACGUCUGGUGAAGAAAACGAUUUACACUUGACUGAUGACAUAGCUGGUAACGUGAUGGAAACAAUAAUGACAGAAGCCCCUGAGUUGGUACAGCAGCAGUACAAAGACAAUAUCCGAUGGAUUCGAGAGGCCUCACAACACAAACUGGUUGUUGGCUCGCAGGCUAGAAUUUUGUAUUCCAAUGAGCGGGGCAGGUCAGAAAUAGCUGUAGCUUUUAACAAAGCAAUUGCUGCUGGGAAAAUUAAGGGCCCAGUGGUGCUGAGUCGUGACCACCAUGAUGUGAGCGGCACGGACAGCCCUUACCGGGAGACGUCAAACAUAUAUGAUGGAUCAGCUUUCUGUGCAGAUAUGGCAAUCCAAAAUGUGAUUGGGGACAGUUUCCGUGGAGCUACAUGGGUGGCUAUUCACAAUGGUGGUGGAGUGGGCUGGGGUGAAGUCACUAAUGGAGGAUUUGGACUUGUUCUUGAUGGAUCGAUUGAUGCAGAAGACAAGUCAAGGAAAAUGCUAAGUUGGGAUGUUAACAAUGGGGUUGCAAGAAGAAGCUGGUCAGGAAAUGAUAACGCUGAAGCAACAAUACGCCAUGCAAUGGACAUGGAUCCAAGACUUAAGGUCACCAUUGCUCACCACAUCAAAGAUGCCACUAUUCUCAGUAAAGCCUUUCCUCACUCCAACUGACCUACAAGUACAGAUCUAUUUGUGGUGAAAAACAAUCAGCUUUAAAUAGUGAUAGAAAUAUGCAGAACGGUUUGAAAAAUAUUUACAAAACUGAUAAAUGUAAUUUGGAAGUAUACCAUGAUAAUAGUGUUAACCAAUUCAACAUUUAUGUUCCUGCAAUUAAUAAAGAUGAUGGGUUGAAGAAUUAAAAUUUAUCAUUAGUAGAAAUUAUGAUUGUUUGAAAUUAAAUUUAUAUUUUAUAUGGAAACAUGUAUAUAAACAUCAAACUGUCGCUUUAAUGUGUUUUCUCUAAUAUAUGCUGGAUGACUUGUUUUUAUCAUAAUUCUCAUAGAGAUCAGUUCUAAUUUUCAUGAAUUAUGAUAUAUAGAGAAUAAUACGUUAAUGAUAUAGGCCAUCAGCUUUACCCUGUGAAGGUGAAAUGGAGAACUGUGCAUGGCUUUUAAGCAGUGUUUUCCAUUUAUCCUGAACUAGGUAAAGCUGACAAUCUUUGGUUAUGUCAUUUGGAAUGGAACAAGAACAGUGGGGGAAAUUACCUUUAUUCCAAAAUUCAUUAUAACAUACAAAAUGCAUGACUUCAUUCUUGUAAAAUGUUAUAUUUGUCAUAUGUCCAAAAACGUAUUGUUAUACAAAAAUGAAUUUUGUCACAUUUACUACAACAAUUAACUUUAAAAUUUAGUUAAAGCAAAUGAGUAAAGUCAGACAGUUCAUGUGAUAUGUGAUCAACUGCUAUUAGGCAUUUGUUACUUUGCUUUAAAGUCACUAUAAUUGAUUAAUACAGUGGAAGUGGCAAUGGCAAAACUUGACUUUUUUAUAUAUUCUUGUGCUAAUUAAACAAAGAUUAUAUGGCUCGAUUACUUUUUUGUUUAUUAUUGAAUACAUGUGGGGACAACCCAUUAUGACACAUGCAACUAUGAAGAUGAACCUUUAAUAACCUGCUUGCAAAUAUAUUUUCUAUAUAUUGUGUUAUAUUCUUCGCUAAUAUUAUAUGUUAACACCUUUCACUAGCCAUGUAUUUUUUAUAUUUUGUAAAAUAUAUAGAGAACAAGUGGUUACUGUCAAUAUUCAUAUUCUCUUGCUCAAAUAAAAUGUGAGUUUCAUCUGUUAUAUUGUGAAAUAAUUUGCAAUGCCUAACAUGGACAAUUAUAUAGCCUAGUUUUGUAUGUCCCUGAGGCUUAUUGUUGACCAAUUUGGACCUUAAAAGUGUGUAUAUGUUAAAAAUGGAAUGUCUACAGUAUCAAUACAAUACUGUUUUUAAAAUAUCUGUAUCUAGAAAGGUUUUAAUACCACUACUCCUCAUCCCACAGAAGGCCACUUGCUUACACUAGAUGUAGUGUGAGUCUCUGUCCUAACAUCAUCAUUUGAGAAGGACUUGAAGCACUUAAAGAAGCCAUACACAAUACUGAUCUUCUAUCAGAUAUUGACACCCAGGCGGAUAUGUCUAUUGCAGAUUUCGUUUUGUAUAAUAAAGAGUUUGAAUUC
Messenger RNA from Gigantopelta aegis, 3575 nucleotides. Its product is annotated as urocanate hydratase-like. Bases 60 to 2096 code for a protein of 678 amino acids. The record is from RefSeq and is a predicted model, not a curated record. Lineage: Eukaryota; Metazoa; Mollusca; Gastropoda; Neomphalida; Peltospiridae. Gene Ontology annotation, molecular function: urocanate hydratase activity. The transcript is spliced from 21 exons. Gene Ontology annotation, biological process: L-histidine catabolic process.